GAAUAUCUUUGACAAUAUGAUCAACAUCAUGGAGAAAUACGCGUACAACCUUGAAAGCGUAGUGAAAGAACGAACGAAUCAACUGCUUGAGGAAAAAAAGAAGACAGAGAACUUACUGUUGAGAAUGCUUCCAAAACCUGUUGCGGAGCAGCUGUUAAGAGGUGAGAAGGUAGAGGCGGAAAGUUUUGAUUCUGUUACUAUCUACUUCAGUGAUAUUGUAGGAUUCACCUCCCUCUCAGCAAUUAGUACACCACUGCAAGUCGUGGAUCUUCUCAACGACUUGUACACAUGUUUCGAUUCAAUCAUAGGAAACUAUGAUGUCUACAAAGUAGAAACGAUAGGCGAUGCAUAUAUGGUUGUAAGUGGCUUGCCCAUACGUAAUGGUGAUCGGCAUGCCAGCGAGAUCGCUUCUUUGGCUCUGAGGCUGUUGGCAGCCAUAGAAAAUUUCGAAAUCAGACACAGGCCCGAAGAAAGAUUAAGUCUGAGGAUUGGAAUCAAUUCUGGUCCUUGUGUUGCCGGCGUUGUGGGUCUUAAGAUGCCCAGGUAUUGCUUAUUCGGCGACACUGUCAACACGGCCUCCAGAAUGGAAUCUACAGGCGAAGCUAUGAAAAUCCAUGUAAGUGAAGCCUGUAAGAAAUUACUUGACAAACUUGGUGGCUAUAAUUUACAAGAAAGAGGACUGAUCCCAAUUAAGGGUAAAGGCGAAAUGAGGACAUACUGGCUUUUGGGGAAAGAGAACCAAACAUCGGAGUAUGGAGAAAUUCCGACUUCUCCAACAUUCCAACUUCCAACCUGGGAAGUAAAUCCAUUAUCUAAGAACAGUAGUGAAGAAUUUACUUCAGCAUUGUCGUCAUCAAAUACAAAUGACAGUUGCCUCAGCCUCAUCCAAGAAUGCAAAAAGAACGCAGAAAAUGCAGUUUGGAGAGCGAACAAUUACCGUUCAGCUCCAACCAUCACUUUCAGUGAUUAUUACACUCCUGCAGACUGUGCCUUGUGAUAAUAGAAAGAAUCAACGUAUACUAAGCUGUUUUCAAAUGAUAUAUGGUAUCUCUCGUAUCAAAGUAAAACUGCUAACUUAAAUUCAAAAAUCUAUCUACUUAUCCACAAAUUAUUAAUGAAGAAAGAAAUAUUAACAUUUAGAUUCGAAGUUUUAGCAUUUUAGAGAAUAAGUGUCAAGCUUAAUUUCUCAACUCAUGAGAUCUUUAAACUCUCACUUAUGGAAAAGUAUUUUUACUUCCAAAUGAACCAUGAAAUGAUUGCAGAAAUUCUUCAACGUCCAAAACUUUUGUUGUACGCUUGUAAAUAUAUUAUAUUAUUUUACAGGUAUGUUACUUCCGAUCUAAACCUUUUAGGGAACGAUGUUGCACGAUUCUUUUAGCUUCAUGGAUUGAAUCAUGGUUCAUAUACAGGAUUCUUCUAUCUCACCGACCGGAAUCUAUUAAAUUUAAAAAAGAGCUCAUAUCCUGUGAUAAUUUUAAUGGUAUUACUAAGCUAAGAAAAGUUACGAUACUAUUAACACACUUAACGAAUGUGAAAAAUAAAAUCGAGCUUCUCUCUUUAAUCAUUUAUUUAUGCCUGUUGGCGUCAAAAUGUGCUAGAAACUAAUAUCUAAAUGUCAAAUGAUCGUUUUGUAAUUUAUAUCGUGAUUGUUUCGUUAUCUCUUGGUGCUGUAAAAUGAAAUCUUUUGUAAUUGGUUUUUUAUUGUUGUGGUUCAUAGAUAAGGUGGGCUUAAUUUAUUGACAUUUUUGUAAAAUAAAAUUAAAUUAUUACAAAUAACUAUGUAUAAUUUCCUAGAACAAGGCUAAAAAAAACAAACAUAAUGUAGAGUUUAAAGAAUAGCUCAAGGAACUUCACAGCUAAUAAAUUUCAUUUCACUGA
Messenger RNA from Stegodyphus dumicola, 1878 nucleotides. Its product is annotated as guanylate cyclase 32E-like. The record is from RefSeq and is a predicted model, not a curated record. Gene Ontology annotation, molecular function: guanylate cyclase activity; peptide receptor activity; adenylate cyclase activity. Gene Ontology annotation, biological process: protein phosphorylation; intracellular signal transduction; cGMP biosynthetic process. NCBI's taxonomy places the organism in Eukaryota, Metazoa, Arthropoda, Arachnida, Araneae, Eresidae. Gene Ontology annotation, cellular component: plasma membrane.